Molecule: messenger RNA, 1544 nt
Organism: Scomber japonicus (chub mackerel)
Lineage: Eukaryota; Metazoa; Chordata; Actinopteri; Scombriformes; Scombridae
Exons: 7
Coding region: 267-611 (114 amino acids)
Source: RefSeq, a predicted model, not a curated record
UCUACAACCGUGUGCAAAAAGAAGUGGAGUUUUUGUGUGUGUGUUUUGAGUUGGAAAUAAAAUAUCAGGCCAUGAGAUCCAGCUGGCAGACGGACUGACUGCAUCACUGCUGAUGCCUGUGUGAGCCGAGCGGUGCAGAUGCCGUCUGUCUGGCUCCUGUGUCUGGAGUAAAACCUCUCUGAACCGGAGGAAGGAACCAUGGAGAAACCAGAAAGGUGUGCCUGUAAUACUCAGGAGUGAGGAGGAGAGCAGCUGAGGAGGAGGAGAUGGGCUGCACCUCUGCCAAGCAGGUGUCUGCUGUGCCCAACAGUGAGGAGGGCCAAAGCAAAGCCUACAGCAAUGGGGACCUCCUCUCUGAUGAGUACAAGAUGAAAGGAGUGGAGAAAGUCAAGUACAUCAGUGGAGACGAGGGAGGAGUGGAUGGCCAGGACAGCACUGAGAAAAGUGCUCUACUUGGUAAAGGUCAACACAUGGAUGAAACAGGAUCAAAUGGAAAUGGAAAGAUACUGAGCAUCCACUCGUCAGAGAGUCAGCAAGAAUUCUUCAGGAUGUUGGAUGAGAAAAUUGAAAAGGGCCGGGACUACUGCUCAGAGGAGGACGAUCUGACAUAGCGCUGUGGUUGUGUAUCCGUCAGUCCCAGUAUGAGAGGAACCGUCACUCCAGUGUUAGGGAUGGACCAUACCAUGUUAUACCAUGUCUAAGGGGGACCCUGUCUUGUUUUUGACUGUAUUAAACACACCUGACAAGAAUGGAUUACUGACUGACUUGAAUCAAGCACCUUUUUGCCGUCCUGCUCAUCUGAUCAACCUCCCGAGGAACGAUUACAACCAAAAUCAAAGAUGGUUCAGUUAUCAUGGUUCUCCAGUGGGGCAGAACAAUAUUUAGGUUUACAUACCUGAUGAAGCCAUUACACUAUGACAGAGAUCUUGGGACCUCGAGGAACUUUUCUUUCCCUGCUUGGAUAAAUCCUGAAAGCUCAAUAUACACAUGGCUGUUACUGAGAUGUCCUGUAGGCCUUUAAACAGCAGAAGCAACCAGUGCUGUUGUGAACACUGACUCAUAGUGAAAAUAAUCUCUCUAUCUGCGUCAUUUUGAAUAUUUCAUCCUUGAAUGCCUCCCUGAAAAGUCAACAGGUUGGAAACUUCCUGCAUUCCAAGACACAGUAUGAACCUCUUUUCUACAAUAUGUUGGCCAAUACGAUGUGUUCGUCUGUCCCUGUCUGUUUCUGUUACGAUGUAGAGUAUUUAUGUUAUAUAAGGCUCAGGGUUGAAGUGUUGUAAUCAUCGUCUCAUGUAGUCAAGUCCUUCCUCUCAUUUAAGACACUAUUGCACCAUUAUAAAGUCACACAUGCACUCACGCAGCAGGGAUACUGACGCCCCCUGCAGUAUCUGUUCCAUGUUAACCCCACAGGGGGGGACACUGCAAAGUCACAUUGUUAGUCUGAUUCAGUAUUUCGCUCACCAGUAUUAUGUUGUUGUGUUCAGUUUCUAUGUUGAUUUUUUGUUUUUCUAGAAAAAAUAAAAAAGUGUUUUCAGUAAUUUAUC